Messenger RNA from Porites evermanni, 3696 nucleotides. The record is from the annotation of a GenBank genome assembly. NCBI's taxonomy places the organism in Eukaryota, Metazoa, Cnidaria, Anthozoa, Scleractinia, Poritidae.
AUGGAUAUUAGUAUUGAAGAUGACGAAAGGACUCUAACCAUGGUGGAACCAGAUUUUCCAUUGUCAUCUGAUGACAAGAAGGACAACCCCGCAGAGAUUCCCAAGCAGCUGCUUGUAGCUCCUGAACCUGUAUUAACUGCUCUGGAGACUGAAGUACAUGUUCCACUACUAACUGACAAGCAACAGGUACCCGAGAAUCCCCAGCCACAAUUUGACAAUGUAUCACCUCCUGAUGGUCAUAAUCAGGAAACCAUUGCUGAAGGAAAUACCUCAACCAAAGCUGAAGAUAACAAAGAUGAGAUACUGAGGCUUCUUCAGAAAUCCUUUUCUGACUUGACAAGUGUCUCGGACCUUCAGUCCUUUUUGUUCCUUUACUCAAGGGUACGAGUAAUGGUUUCAGUAGAAAAGCUCCUAGAGUUAAAUGGAGAAACAUGUGUGACAGCAGUCAACACUGGUGAUACCACCAUAGUUUGUGGGGAUAAGGUGUCAUAUAAUGUGACAAGCUGUGGCUCCAGAGUUGAAAUUGUGUGGAAGUGCAAAAAAGGUCAUUGCAAAAAAUGGGAAUCAUCUGAGGUUCUUGUCACCAAGAGGAGUUCCAACAUUUAUCUCAAUGAUUCCCUUCAAGCUGCUGCUAUUAUUAUCUCUGGGAACAAUUAUGAGAAGUUUUCCCUCCUUGCAAAGGCAUUAAAUUUAAAUUUAAUUAGUGUGUCAACAUUUAAUCGCUUCCAGAAGCAUUGUGCUGAACCUGUGGUGCGUAACAUCUGGCAAAAAAUGAAUUCACUAAUCCAGAAGAUCCUAAAUCACUAUGAUGAAAUAUGUUUAUGUGGGGAUGGUCGAAAUGAUUCUCCAGGCCAUUCGGCACGUUACUGUGUAUACACACUCAUGGAACAUGCCACAAAUGUUAUUGUUGAUUUUGAAGUUGUGGAUAGUAGGGAAACUGGUGGCAAUUCUGUGAACAUGGAGCGCGAGGGGCUUCGAAGGCUGUUGGAGAAAAUGGCUUCCACAAUGCCAUUCAGCGAUGCAUCCAGUUCCAUUAUGAAACUUGUGCGCGAAACUAAAGGUAUCUUCUCGAUCUUAGUGUAUCUUUUAUGUUGAAAAAUGAGUUCAUGGUUCGACAUACACUCCAGGGUAUGAAAUACUGUUUCAUACUUUAUGGAAGAGGAAAAGAACUCUUCUCCAAUGUCAAGGCUCGACAGUGAUUUUACUUUUUUUGCUGAACUUUGUGUUGGCAAAAAUGCUUUAUGUGAAAUGAAUACUAAAUUCACUUUUUGAACUAAGGAUAAAAAUGAACUACUGCAUAUACCAGUACAAUAGCUGUUAUUUCACACUUAAAGGAGCUCCACAAUUAUAUUUUCCUUUCAGGUAUUUAGUAAAUUUGCUGAAUUAUUAUUUAUAAUAUGUACCUAUGUAAAAAUAUCUUUUACAGACAAAUAUCCACAGCUGCUUGAGCUCUUUCAUUCUUUGGAUAUUUGGCAUAAGGCCAAAAAAUUGAGCAAGUGUCUCCACCAAGUGGGUAUCAGAUUUUUUUUUUCACUUGAUCAUGCCAAUCAAAUCACACAUUUACUGUAUUAAACAAUAUUAUUAUUCCACUCGCGCUUGUUGGGUAUGAUCAGUAUGAGAUGAUUAUAGCCAACUCGGUGCUACACCAUCUCAUUUCCAACUAGCGCUUGUGGAAUAAAACGCCUACAAAAUAUCCAGAAUUCUUCCCCACUUUAUUUAUAAAACAACCGAUUUUCAGCUUGUUUUUAAUUUUGAGCAGACGCAUACUUUACCCUAUAUGGAGAGUAUGGUAUAAUGGCUCAUAUACCAUGAUGGCUAAGCCAAUCAGAGCUCUAGAACUGCAUUAUCCAAUGAUUCAGUUUUUACAUGAAAUAAUAAUAUCAUAAAUAUCUGUUUCUAAAGGCGGCUUUAUGUAUUCAGUUGUUUUAAAAUAAACAGCCAUAAUAAUAAUGUUUAUUUAUAGGCGGCAAAGAUGAAAGGGUGUGAGGCUAUUAAGCCAUGGAUUGAGGACAUUGUCAAUCACUUCUGGUUCUGCUGCCAGAGCUGUAACAGGGAUGUGGAAGAACUGAAGGUCAGUAAAAAUGUGACAACUUUUAAAAUUAUUCAGAGGUGAUGGCAUGUUGAUUUCUUUGUUUUUAUUAAAAGCAUUUCAAGAACAACUGGUAGUCAUAAUGGCAGUGACUUACAGGUGUACAUGCAUGAUUGUGUAAUUAUGUAUGGGACCUUUGUUGUUUUGAAAUCUGUGUUCCCUAAUUACUUUGUUGUGAAUUGUAUUUGAAAUAGGACUCUACUGAAUCUAAAACGUUUUCAGGAUGUAUUAGUAAAUCUUACAAAUUUAUUCUCUUACAGGAUACAUGGUUUGGCGUUCUACAUCACGUGUGUGGUGAGCACAGCUGGGGAGGUGGUGAAUGCAAGCAUGACCCUGAAACGGUUUCAAACCAAGAAAAAGCUUAUCUGCAGAAAUCAUCUAAGGCGAUGGUGGCCUUGAGGAAUGUAGUGCUAGACAAGAAGUGGCUGCCCCACAUUGCUUUCUAUGUUAGGUUCAGGUGAGACAAAGAUGGAAUCUUGCAGCCCUUUGUUAAGUACAACUUGCAAAGUAUAUCUUGAGGAAGAUACCAUUUCAUGCCCCGUAAGCAGGCCAUCUUUAGUCAGUUCAGUCUACUUGUUUACAGGAGAGGUUUUCAAAACCAAACAUAUCUUAGGUCUAGCUCAAAAACUUAAAAUGUCUUCCACAGUGAGGAUGAGAAUUCCUUCAUUAAGCAUUAAUGGGAAAAGUCUAAAUAUUAAUUCUAAGUUCUGAUAAACAUUGUAACUUGUCUCUCUCAUGGAAGUGAAUUACCGGUAACUAUGCAGGACUUCCUCUAACAUACACAUUUAAUAACUCCCUUAUGCCACAGACACACAAGUGUUCUUGAGAGCUUUAACAGCAUGCUGACAAAGUAUGCCCCAAAGAGGUCAUCAUUUGAGUAAGUAUUAUUAUGUCAAGUAUAUUGUAGGGUAUGCAGUGAUGGAUACUUUCUGAAAACAUAUAAAGGAAAACUUUGAAGCAACUGUUUACUAUAGGUAGCUUCAAAAUAAUGGUGUACACUAUGCUGAUAUUCCCACGUCUGCUGUGUGAUAUUGUUUAUCAUCCAUACAUUAUGAGAUAUGCAACAGGAACAUACAUGUACAGCUACAAAAUGUAUCUAUUUUUUGGCAGCCACUUGCUUACACUGCAAAUCAGUUAUGUACAUUUUAGUGGCAAUAUUUCAGUCAAUGUCCACAAACUUUACAUCGUUAAUUGGGGUGCCAUUCUCUUUUUUUGCUUUUUUUGGGGAAAAAUUUACAAUUAUUGUUUUGAUUUUUACUUGUUUUAGGUAUCCAUUUUUCAUCAUGAGAAUAAUGUUAGCUGCUAUUGAUCACAACAUGCAUUUGUUUAGAGGGAGUAAAACAAAGGCAGAUGGAACCGAGUGUGGGCACCGAAAGUACAGCAAGAGAACUAAAAAAUAUCAUGCAGAACCUGUCAAACAGGAUAAAGAGUACAAUUACUUUCCCUUCUUGAUAGCAAGAAUGCUAAAAGAAAGAUCCCAGUUCGAGGGAAGCUUCACUCAGCGCACGGACGACAACGCCUUUAAUCCAAAGCAGAUAGCCCCCGACACUUGGCAUGAAAGAACCUCCCCCAACAGAAGUAUUAAUGAAGGGUCCGUCACGUUUUGA